AACCAGUUAUUAAUAUCGCUCCCACAUAGGAAACUUUUUCUCUGGCAUUUCACGGAAACAAUAUUCCUUCUUAAUCUUACUCUAUCCUUAUAAAUUGUUCCCUGUAUACUGCGCAUUAACAAUCACCUACUCAGAAUGGAAUAUCAACGCCCCAGCUAUCGAUCCAGUUUGGAAUACAUAGCGAUCCAGCAUUUUCCCUCUUUCAGUAGUCCGAUUUUCUUCGGUUGGAGCGUUUUUCGGUGAAUCCAAAAAAAUUCAGCCACGCAGUUUUCGUCGGGAAACUCUUUCACACAAUUAUUCAUGAAUGGAAUAUUGAACUAUUAAUACUUUUCUGGAUUACUAGACUAUAGUUUGUGUGUUGUGUUCACAAAUACAAGACAAUUAAGCGAUGUCCACUUUUAUUUAUAAUGGGCCAUGAACAUAAAAGAAAACCUUAAAUAAACGGAUAAUUCUACAAAAGGAUGAACCGAGACGAUAUUCCGACAAUAUUCAAUCCAAGAAGUUCUAGUCGCAAUCGCACCCCUAGCGUUUUAGUAACGGAGGAGGGAGUUGCAAAUGGUAAGAAUGGUCCUUCAUUUACUCACUCAGAUUCUGUUGGGAGUCAGCAGGACUCAGUCGAACCUCUUUCGCCUGCAACUCCCCAGCGAACCAGCAAUUGUACUGGAAAUGCAACAAUUCAAUCGACUGGUAUUGCUGGAAAAUUGAAAAGUUGUUCCGCAUCAAUUUGUUCGAAAUCAGCUAGAAAGAUAUACUUUGGAAUAUGGGUAACGGUUUGCGUGACAGCGUCUUGGGUUGGUGCAACACACAGUAUAAAGUACUUGUAUUUGCGAAGAUCCAAAGACGAAGACUAUGAUGACCCAAUUUUAGUACCUCAUGAUACUACCGAUUUAAAUAUGACUGUGCUUCAAACGAAAUACGCGGUCUCAUUUGAAGCCCCAUUUUUCACCACUUGGUUUGUGACGAAUUGGACAAUGCUGUUCUUUCCUUUAUAUUUUGUGAGUAGGUUAAGCACCAAACGAUGUGAAUCAAUGUCCGAUAUUCUCACGGAAAGCAUACGAGACUUCCGAGAUAAAGGGUUUACUGCAGUCAGGUUUAUGACCAGAUGCAGCUUAUUCUGUCUACUCUGGGUGGGCACAAAUUACAUGUAUAUUUUAUCUUUAAACAUCCUUCUGGCCACUGAUGUGAUGGCUCUUUUUGCUACUAACGUAUCGAUUGUCUACCUGCUAAGCUGGGUGAUUUUACACGAACAAUUUGUCGGCAUACGUAUAAUGGCUGUGAUAAUAUGCGAUACUGGUGUCGCUUUACUAGCUUAUAUGGAUGGAAUUACAGGAAGUCCAACAUUAGCUGGUGUAGUUUUAGCUACCUCAGCUGCAGCUGGUUCAGCUGUCUAUAAAGUACUUUUUAAAAAGGUGAUUGGAGAUGCAACUUACGGUCAAGUUGCUCUUUUCUUCUCCUUAAUUGGAAUGCUCAAUGCGGCUCUUUUAUGGCCGGUCAGUUUGGGUCUAUUUUUGACUGGACUGGAAACUCUCCAUUGGGAUAGACUUCCAUGGCCGGCGCUGCUAAGUGCAAGCUGCCUAUCUCUAGUUGCCAAUUUAUUAGGGAACUUCAGUGUUGCCCUAACUUAUGACCUUUUUAUAACAUUGGGACUCAUCACUGCUGUGCCCGUUUCUGCGGCACUGGAUGUUGUCUUAUACGGAGCUCAAUUCGAAGGGAUGAAAUUGGCAGGGAUGAUUUUAAUAGCAGUGGGUUUUUUCCUGGUAAUGUUUCCCGAUAACUGGCCGGAUUACAUUACUCGACUACUCAGAAAUAUCAUCAUGUUAACGCACAGUGCGAGAUGGAGUAGACGCAAUCGUCAUGGUAGCCAAGGUAUGCAACGCCGGGAUAUUAUAGACUAUAGAACUGGAUACAUCAGAUCCCAUCUUCGAUCUCCUUCUGGACGGGUCAGAUGAUCCAGUUUUAAUAGCCUACUAUUUAGUAAAGAGAAGAAAAAUUCAUUCACAUGUCCAGAAAUGCUGGGACGAUCCAGCUUGCCGGAGAAUCUUUUAGAUUGCCAUAUCGGAUACGUGUAGCGAGAUCCAUAGGAAAUAAUAGUUGUUAACUGAUGUUAAAUUUGUAGAUACUAUCUGUUAUUAGAGUUUAAAUGCACUUGUAAUAUACAUUAUAUUUGUACCAAC
Molecule: messenger RNA, 2174 nt
Organism: Dendroctonus ponderosae (mountain pine beetle)
Lineage: Eukaryota; Metazoa; Arthropoda; Insecta; Coleoptera; Curculionidae
Product: putative thiamine transporter SLC35F3
Exons: 12
Coding region: 462-1949 (495 amino acids)
Biological process (GO): transmembrane transport
Cellular component (GO): membrane
Molecular function (GO): transmembrane transporter activity
Source: RefSeq, a predicted model, not a curated record